CCCAACAAGUGCAUCCAUCUUAUCCUCUCACGUACUGACGAUGGACAUCUCAGACCUUCCGUGGCUUUCCGCUGGCAGAGGCAUGUCUAAUGCCGGUCUUGACGGUAACAGCUACGAACAGAUGACGAGGGACUUGCAGACCAUACUUGAGCAUCAGGAAGGUGGUGGGAGGGGACGUCUGACGGCUCAGCAGAUUCGGGAGUUGACUACAACGUUGCCCAAGCUAUCUGAGGAGCAAUUAGAGAGCCUGGGACAUCACGAAUCAUCAUGCCCGAUCUGCAUGAACACAUUCCUUGCUUCUCUCGCUGAGGAAGAACUCGCUCUCGUCAUGGACUCGCCCGCUCAUCCCGUGGAGGAUCUCGGCGUGACGCGGCUCGUCAGUACCUGUGGCCAUCUAUUCUGUCGUAAAGAUAUCCUGACUUGGAUCCGAGACGGCCACCCUUCCUGUCCCCUCUGCCGCACCUCAUUCUUCAAAUCCCGAGAUAUCGACCCCCCUCCUCGCACCACCACCGCCACCGCCCCCACCACCGAAUCCCCACCAACCCAAACAAACACAGACCCACCAACCGACGACGAAGACGACGCGUACGACCAAGCGAUGGAACGCAUCCUCGCCGCCUACCGCGAAGAACGCCAACGGAUCCGUGCAGCGCCCGCUUUCGAUUUUCUCGGCAGUGGGGGUGGGGGCGGCGGGUUGAGCUUCGAACAGCUCCAGGCUCAUCUUUCUGGUGGAGGAACAGGGGAGGGAGGAGCGGGUCCUUCGCCUUUUGGGUUCAUGUUUGGGUCGUCGACGGGUGGUGUGGGUGGGGGGCGUGAACGUGAGGAGGAAGGUAGGAGGGAAUAUGCGGGGAUGUAUUCUUAG
Molecule: messenger RNA, 862 nt
Organism: Stereum hirsutum FP-91666 SS1
Lineage: Eukaryota; Fungi; Basidiomycota; Agaricomycetes; Russulales; Stereaceae
Exons: 6
Coding region: 41-862 (273 amino acids)
Molecular function (GO): metal ion binding
Source: RefSeq, a predicted model, not a curated record